Molecule: messenger RNA, 2249 nt
Organism: Linepithema humile (Argentine ant)
Lineage: Eukaryota; Metazoa; Arthropoda; Insecta; Hymenoptera; Formicidae
Product: gephyrin-like
Biological process (GO): Mo-molybdopterin cofactor biosynthetic process; molybdenum incorporation into molybdenum-molybdopterin complex; postsynaptic neurotransmitter receptor diffusion trapping
Cellular component (GO): dendrite; postsynaptic membrane; postsynaptic specialization
Molecular function (GO): molybdopterin molybdotransferase activity
Source: RefSeq, a predicted model, not a curated record
UCUAAUAGACAGAAUCAAACAUACGUUCUCAAAGAUAAAAGUUCUGCAGUAAUUAUUAACAGAUAGCAAAAGAUUUGUAAUAGAGUACUAAAAUGGAUCCGAUAAGAAUAUCAGUUCUAAUUGUAUGUUGGGAGAAAAGUUCGGAUGAAGUUACUAUUUGGAGAGAGGAGUUACAAAAGAUAUUUGAUACUUUGCCUACACCAUUGCAACAAAUUGAUGUAUCUGACACAUUAUGUGAACAAAAUCCAGAUGAACUAGAGGAACAAAUAAUUGCCAUAGCCGAUUCAAAUACAGCUGAUAUCAUUCUUAUACUUGAUCUAGCCUCAAAGCAAUCCGUUAUAACUGAAAUAAUUGAUAAGAUCGCAGAUAGAGAAGAUACAAUCGGAAAAGUGUUUGCGGAAAUACCAACAUUUCUAAAAGCAAAAAUCAAAUCUCUAAAGUUUGGAUGUCGAAAUAAUAAAUUAAUUUUUCUCAAGACUGCCAAGAAAUCUGGAAUAUUUAAAAUUAUAGGGGCAAUUGCAGAUACAAUAGUACUUGCCGCACAUUUGCUACGAACUGUGGUGCGCAACAUUGUUACUCGUCCAGAAAGGCCAUUCGUCCAUGUUCAUCGUCCAGAAGUGGGAGAAGACAAGAUCUUGUGCACACAACAUAGCAGGUCAUCCUCUGAAAUAGAAAUUUCGGAACUUUCUACUUCAUUUAACUCAUCUCAGACAGACAAAAAUAUAUCUACAAACCAAAAGACAUGUCAGUCCAAAGUUUCUAUAAAAGAAGCAUUGGAAGAAAUUAAUUACUCGGUAUCUGAAGUCUACUCACUAGAAGACGAAAAUAUAUCUACAAACGAAAAUACUUGUGAGUCCGAAGUUUCUGUAAAUGAAGCAUUGGAUUGUAUUAAUUGUUUGGUAUCUGAAGGUGUCAUCAUACCAGAAGACAACUCUGUAUUCAUAAAAGACGCCUUUGGCAGUAUACUUUCGGAUACAAUAGAUUGCAAGAGUAAUGUGCCACCGUUUUUAGUUUCCACUAAACAGGGAUAUGCGAUAAAUGCGGGGAAGGAUGUAACUGAAAUAAAAAUGGAGACUGAUGAGUCCAGCAAAAUUGGUUUGUUUGUACUUGACCCUGAGACGACUGCAUUUGUAGAGAAGGGAGCAUGUAUUCCCUUUGGAGCAAAUACGGUUAUACCAAUAGAGCAUGUAAAUCAUUUUGGUGAUGCGGAAAUGCCAAUAAUAACAACGUCACAUACAGUAAAAUAUGGGGAAAAUACUAAAUCACCAGGUAGCGAUAUAAAAGAAAACGAUAAAAUUAUAAAAGGAUGUACACGUAUCGGUCCGGCGGAAAUAAAUCUUCUGUCAGCGUGUGGUCACAGCGAUGUAAAAGUUUCAGAAAAACUGUCCAUUGGUGUAUUGACCAUUGGAAAUAACUUACAGGAUCCUGGACAAUCUUUACAUCCAGAAGCAUCAUAUGAUAACAAUCGAGCAAUACUAAUCUCACUAUUAAAAGAAAAUUGUUUUAACCUAUUUAAUUGUUCGAACUUCGGAAUUAUAAGUAAAAAUACGGAGCUUAUAACACGAAAAAUCACAAACGCUCUAGAAGAUGUAGAUUUACUUGUGACAACUGGCUGUUCCAGUGAUAAAGACUGUUUGAAGACUAUUUUAAAGGACCACUUUGAAGCCGCGUUUAAUUUUGAAAAUGUUAAUAUGAAACCAGGGAAGUCAACGGCACUUGCAUCGUGCAACUUCAAAAACAAGGGCAAGAUUAUCUUAUGCUUGCCAAAAAAUCCAGCAUCUGUUUUCCUGACUGCAUAUUUAUUCCUUCUUCCUCUUGUUGACCAAAUAUUCUUUCUCAACAAAAAGUACCCUGAAAUGGUGGUUAAAUUGGAACAAAAAUUACUUUUGCAUCGUCGUCCAAGAUACGUAUGGGCGACUUUAUCAUGGCGCGAGAAAGGAAUAAAACCAACAGUAAAAGUUACAUGCAAAGAAGAAAAUUCUAUCAGUAACAAGCUAUCUGACAUUGACGGUGCUAAUGCACUCUUAGUAUUACCAGCGAAAACACCAGAAAAAAGUACGCUCGAGGCUUCAUCGUUUGUAAAAGCAAUACUCAUCAAAAUGCCUAAUUUAGUUUCUUAAGAAAAACGACGAACUGGUUAGCAUCACCAAAGAUUGAAAUAUUAUGCAUAUAAAUUAACAUUAAUUCUAUACUUUAUAUCAUUUUACAUUUUAUCAUUGGCUGCACCAGCAAAAAUCUCAUAUAAUAAA